This is a messenger RNA of Melopsittacus undulatus (budgerigar), 1082 nucleotides long. It is a transcript of the gene SMIM12, whose product is annotated as small integral membrane protein 12. The transcript has a single exon. NCBI's taxonomy places the organism in Eukaryota, Metazoa, Chordata, Aves, Psittaciformes, Psittaculidae. The record is from RefSeq and is a predicted model, not a curated record. Bases 86 to 364 code for a protein of 92 amino acids.
GGGAGCCCCGCGGGGCCCGAGCCCCUGCGGGUGGGUGCUGCGGAGCCGGCGCUGCCCGCACGCUGCGUGUCCCCCCCCCGGUGCCAUGUGGUCCGUGCUGUGGGCGGCCGUGCGCUCCAAGGCGCACUACAUCACCUUCCCUGUGGCCUUCGUGGUGGGGCUGGUGGGGCAGCAGCUGGAGCGGCUGCUCCGGGGGGAGCCGCCGGCCGCGGCCCACGACGAGCGGAGCAUCGCGGAGCAGCGGGAGGAGCGCAAGCUGCGGGAGAGCGCGGGGCAGGACCUGACCGCGGUGCUGAGCCUCAAGGACAAGAUGGAGUUCGCCCCCCGCGCCGUGCUCAACAGGAACCGGCCCGAGAAGAGCUGAGGCGGGGGGGCGGCCGCACCGGAGCUCCGGAGCCGGAGGGCUGUGUGCUGAGGCUGCACCGGAGCCGGAGGGCUGUGUGCUGAGGCCGCACCGGAGCCCCGGAGCCGGAGGGCUGUGUCCCACAGCACCGGGCUGGGGCUCCCCCGUCACCCGCACGGCCUCCACACGGCCCUGGCCUGCCCCGUGCACUGCGCCCCUUGCUGCUCUGACCCCCGCAGCCCUCCGGAGGGUCGGGGUUUGGCCUCCAGCACAGCUCCCAGGCCUCCUGUGGGGCAGGAGCCGUGCUCUGGAGGUGGAGCCUGCUGCAGCUCAUCCCCAGCCCCUGGAGCACAGAACUGGGCCUGGUUCCUCCCACAUCUCUCUAGGUUUGGGUUCUCCCAUUGUGUGAGGAGAGAAGAAACAAGGUCCUGAGGGGCACGGGGCUGGGGUCAGGCUUCGGGAGGACCUGCUGCCCUGCUUACAGCUCUGCCAUGGCUCUGUGCAGCCCCAACCACAGCACCGCACUACCGCAUCACACACCAGGAGCCUGAGCAGCAAUGGACACCUCCAGGGAACCCCUCUCUGCAUCAUCCCCAGGCUUCAGAGUGAGGAAGGAGGCACAGGGCAGGUGGAAGUCCUGGCCCUGCUGCUGUGGUGGAGCUUUGGGCUGGUGUGUAAAGAACAGGGACAUCUCUGCCCUGUAUGGAAACAGCCAGAAUAAACUUCUGUCUGUCCUUGG